AAUGACGAUACGCCAACGAAAGGAAGUUAAACCAAUAAACGAUUGCCUCGUUAGGAGGGUAACCAAUGAGAUGGCAACACGAAUGUUAGUAUACCCUAUAUUUCUGACAUAAUCGACAAGUCAACUCAGUUUGUCAAAGAAGUUACUAGAAGAAGCUAGGGAAAGAUAAUUAAAAGUGAAAAAGUGAAUUAAAUUAGCAACUCAUAUUUGAAUUUAUUAUACAAGUGUGUGGAUAAACGCUCAAAAUGAGGUUAUACCUAAGUUUUGGUGUGCUCCUGCUCUUAGCCAGCGUUUUGGCUAAAGAGGACAAAAAGGAAAAAGAGGAUGUUGGGACUGUUAUUGGAAUAGAUUUAGGAACUACAUAUUCUUGUGUUGGUGUUUAUAAAAAUGGUAGGGUAGAAAUUAUUGCCAAUGAUCAGGGUAACAGAAUCACACCUUCAUAUGUAGCAUUCACAGCUGAUGGUGAGCGUCUUAUUGGUGAUGCUGCCAAGAAUCAGCUGACAACAAACCCUGAAAAUACCGUAUUCGAUGCCAAACGUCUUAUCGGUCGUGAUUUCUCAGAUGCUACCGUCCAACACGAUUUGAAACUUUUCCCAUUCAAAGUAAUUGAGAAAAAUCAAAAACCACACAUUGAAGUAGCAACUAGCCAAGGGAACAAAAUAUUUGCCCCAGAAGAAAUUUCCGCUAUGGUCUUGGGUAAAAUGAAGGAAACAGCUGAAGCAUAUUUAGGUAAAAAAGUCACUCAUGCUGUAGUCACUGUACCAGCUUACUUUAACGAUGCUCAACGUCAAGCCACUAAAGAUGCUGGAACCAUUGCUGGUCUUGUUGUUAUGAGAAUCAUAAAUGAACCUACAGCUGCUGCUAUUGCUUACGGUUUGGACAAGAAGGAUGGAGAAAAGAAUGUCUUGGUCUUUGAUUUGGGUGGUGGUACUUUUGAUGUCUCACUUUUGACCAUUGAUAAUGGAGUUUUUGAAGUAGUUGCCACCAAUGGUGACACUCAUUUGGGAGGUGAAGAUUUCGAUCAGAGAGUCAUGGAUUACUUCAUCAAAUUGUACAAGAAAAAGAAGGGCAAGGAUAUCAGGAAAGACAACAGAGCUGUGCAGAAACUUAGAAGGGAAGUUGAAAAGGCUAAGAGAGCUCUAUCUUCAAACCAUCAAGUUAGAAUUGAAAUUGAAUCAUUCUUUGAUGGUGACGAUUUCUCUGAAUCCCUCACUAGAGCCAAAUUCGAAGAAUUGAACAUGGAUCUUUUCCGUUCUACAAUGAAACCAGUUCAAAAAGUAUUAGAAGAUGCUGAUAUGAACAAAAAAGACGUCGAUGAAAUUGUACUUGUUGGAGGUUCAACUCGUAUUCCCAAAGUGCAACAACUCGUUAAAGAAUUCUUUAACGGCAAAGAACCAUCAAGAGGUAUCAACCCUGAUGAAGCCGUAGCUUAUGGGGCAGCAGUACAAGCUGGUGUAUUAUCGGGUGAACAAGACACUGACGCAAUUGUACUGUUGGACGUCAAUCCUUUAACCAUGGGUAUUGAAACUGUUGGAGGUGUGAUGACCAAACUUAUCCCACGUAAUACCGUCAUUCCCACUAAGAAAUCACAAAUAUUCUCAACAGCUUCUGAUAGUCAACACACCGUUACAAUUCAAGUAUAUGAAGGAGAACGUCCCAUGACCAAGGAUAAUCACUUGUUGGGUAAAUUUGAUCUGACAGGCAUUCCACCAGCUCCUAGAGGUGUACCACAAAUUGAAGUUACUUUCGAAAUUGACGCUAAUGGUAUUUUACAAGUAUCUGCUGAAGACAAAGGAACUGGAAAUAGGGAAAAGAUCGUCAUCACCAACGAUCAAAACAGACUAACCCCCGACGAUAUAGACCGUAUGAUAAGAGACGCCGAGAAAUUCGCCGAUGAAGACAAAAAAUUGAAGGAACGAGUAGAGGCUAGGAACGAUUUGGAAAGUUACGCUUAUUCGUUGAAGAAUCAAAUUAACGACAAAGAAAAAUUGGGAGCCAAAUUAUCCGAAGACGAGAAAACUAAAAUGGAAGAAGCCAUCGACGAGAAAAUUAAAUGGUUAGAAGAGAACCAAGAUACCGAAGCCGAAGAUUACAAGAAACAAAAGAAAGAAUUGGAAGACAUAGUGCAACCGAUCAUCGCCAAGUUAUACCAAGGCGCCGGCGGGGCACCGCCGCCGACCAGCGACGAUGACGAUGAUUUGAAUAAAGAUGAAUUGUGAGCAGAUUUGUAGGCCAAAAAGACUGAAAAAACUUGUGUGGUUGUAGACGCGAGAAAGAGAUCGAAUGUUAGUGUUAUUUGGGUGAUAUUUAAUUCUUUUUUCUGUUUUUUGUAUUUCUGCGUGUAAUAGGAAUUUUGUAAAUUAAUUCGUCUAAGGCGAAACGUCUUUAUUUAUUUUUGUCAAAUAUGGUAGUACGAUUUGUGAUAUUUUUUUUAUUAUUCUUUUUUAAACAAAAAUAAAUUGUACAACUAUAUUUGAAUCAUUCCAAUUUCCUGUAAUUUUUCAAUAAAAUUACUUGAAAAUAUUUUCGUCUUAUUGGGGGGAUAUCCCUAUACAUAGUGGCUCAAGUUCAAUGGGUCUAAGAGUAAUAGUAAAACGAGAAAUUUCUUUGGGAGGAAUGUGUUCAUCAAAAGAGGUUAAAGGGACAUACAGGAUGACCCAAAUGAGAGGAAAUAUAGAAAGUUAAAUUUAAUGGAACUAUUUCUAACGGCGAGGUCAACUCUCCUUAAGGUUAGGUUAGAAAACUUAAAAUUGGACAAACAUAUUGAUAAUGUUACAAAAACUUUAAGGGGGAUACUUUUCAAAUUUAAUUACCUCCAAUAUCCUGGACAAAAGUUACCUCAAUACCAUUUACUACUCUCUUGUAGAAUCUAGAUUCCAAUAUAGCAGUGGUUCCCAAACUAUGUGUCGCGACGAAGAAAAUUCAACAUAUCUCUUGAUAUAUGAUUUAAUCUAAUUUCUAAGGGGGCAUCUAUUAAUUACGUAAGCUCAGAAUGGGGUCGAAGGGGUUGAAUCUCACCAAAUCUCAUAAACCAAGGGGGGGAUUAUCGAAAAUCGCACAUCAACUUCAAAGAAUAAAAAA
Messenger RNA from Diorhabda sublineata, 3081 nucleotides. RefSeq names its product endoplasmic reticulum chaperone BiP (gene Hsc70-3). The record is from RefSeq and is a predicted model, not a curated record. Gene Ontology annotation, molecular function: heat shock protein binding; ATP binding; ATP-dependent protein folding chaperone. Gene Ontology annotation, biological process: endoplasmic reticulum unfolded protein response; cellular response to unfolded protein; protein refolding. NCBI's taxonomy places the organism in Eukaryota, Metazoa, Arthropoda, Insecta, Coleoptera, Chrysomelidae. Bases 246 to 2219 code for a protein of 657 amino acids. The transcript has 7 exons. Gene Ontology annotation, cellular component: endoplasmic reticulum lumen; nucleus; membrane.